Emiliania huxleyi CCMP1516 is the source of this 552-nucleotide messenger RNA. RefSeq lists its product as hypothetical. NCBI's taxonomy places the organism in Eukaryota, Haptophyta, Isochrysidales, Noelaerhabdaceae. The record is from RefSeq and is a predicted model, not a curated record. The transcript is spliced from 3 exons. Bases 1 to 552 code for a protein of 183 amino acids.
AUGUUGGACCAGGCACCGUGCGGGCCUGCCGUGCCUUGCUUGAGCCGGCAGGCCCGCGCGGCAGUGAUGGCAGAUACGCUUGCGAGCCAGGGCAAGGACGCGGCCGGCGACGGAGAGCUCGGCUGGAAGGGGGCCUAUGUACGUUUUGGCAACACGGAGACCGGGCUGCUCAAGUUGGUCAAAGGGCGCGGCAAGUGGUCUCCGUCGGGAGCGACGGCAGCGGCGGUGGCGGGGGAGGAGGAGGAGGCCGAGGAGGAGGGGGAGGAGGGGGAGGAGGAGGAUGCCCCCAAGGGAAAGCUCCAGCAGCUGCCUGGCGAUUACCGCUUUGCGCGGGAGCAGGUACGUUUGUUUGAUUUUGAGGCUUUCGGAGGCUUUGGAAAGGAGGUUCGCAGCACCCUGAGGGAGGCGGCGAACCAGCUGAGCAACAAACUUUCGCACGCUCAGCACCUGGACGAGGUCACAUGGACCACCAAGAACUGGCACGGGCUGCAGAUGCAGCGCUUGUCUGUCGUCCUCCACACCGCCGUGGCGUGUCCUCAACGUGUGCGCUAG